Molecule: messenger RNA, 426 nt
Organism: Debaryomyces tyrocola
Lineage: Eukaryota; Fungi; Ascomycota; Pichiomycetes; Serinales; Debaryomycetaceae
Source: the annotation of a GenBank genome assembly
AUGCGUACUAACGAAACAUAUGAUAGAGAUCCACCAUCGUCAUGUUCAGCAGGACCCGUGGGGGAUGAUUUAUACCACUGGCAAGCGUCUAUUAUGGGACCUCCAGACUCGCCAUAUGCCGGGGGGGUUUUCUUCUUAUCGAUCCAUUUUCCUACCGAUUAUCCAUUCAAGCCACCUAAGAUUGCGUUCACGACCAAAAUCUACCACCCUAAUAUCAACGGUAACGGGAACAUCUGUUUGGAUAUAUUAAAGGACCAGUGGUCGCCCGCGUUGACGAUUUCUAAGGUGUUGUUAUCUAUUUGCUCGUUGUUGACUGAUGCCAACCCCGACGAUCCUUUGGUACCAGAAAUCGCUCAUAUCUACAAGCAAGACAGAGCCAAGUACGAAUCCACCGCUAAGGAAUGGACCAAGAAGUAUGCGGUUUGA